This is a messenger RNA of Mucor velutinosus, 573 nucleotides long. RefSeq lists its product as uncharacterized. Lineage: Eukaryota; Fungi; Mucoromycota; Mucoromycetes; Mucorales; Mucoraceae. The transcript has a single exon. The record is from RefSeq and is a predicted model, not a curated record. The coding region runs from base 1 to 573 and encodes 190 amino acids.
AUGUCUAGAAAUAGAAUAACUAAACAAAGAAAGAAAGACGAAAGUGGAUCCGCUGGAUCUCUGAAGAAGGAACCCAGAACGUACACUAUGGAAUUUCAACAGCAAAAAAGAAGAAAACAAAAACAAUUAGUAAAAAACUAUUUGGCAAACAUGAAUGCUUCAGGGGUCAACGUGAAUGAAGCUCGUCGAGCUGUUCCUGCAAGACAUCCUCGCCCCUUAUCCUCUGCUGAAAGAAAUCAGCAAGAACCUAGUUCGUCCUCUGCCAACAAUAGACCAAAUGGCGGAUCAAAUGUCAUUAACUUAGAUGAACUAACUGGAGAUGUUGAUGAGGAAGUCAAUACUUCCCUCUCAGACAGAUAUCUCAAGUGGCAAGAUCUCAGUGAAGUGCUUUUGAAGAGCUAUAUAGAAAGCCACGAAUUGCAUGGCCAUGCCGAUCCAUGCCUCGACGCGCCGAUAAUUAUUGGAACGAAGCCCCAAAGCUGCGAUUGUACCUCCCGAAUCACUUCAUGGUCUAUCAAUGGGUUCAUGAUGUUUAGUAAAUACAAAAACCAAAGGAAAAACUUCCAAAUGUGA